Messenger RNA from Perca flavescens (yellow perch), 4027 nucleotides. RefSeq names its product angiopoietin 1 (gene angpt1). Gene Ontology annotation, biological process: blood coagulation. Bases 503 to 2113 code for a protein of 536 amino acids. The transcript has 9 exons. The record is from RefSeq and is a predicted model, not a curated record. NCBI's taxonomy places the organism in Eukaryota, Metazoa, Chordata, Actinopteri, Perciformes, Percidae.
GGCGCAGAGUGUGCUGGAAGCUUAGAGCUGUUCUUCAGAGUGAGAGUCUCUCUCACUCUCCCCAGUCGUUAAGUCAGAGAGCAGAGGAGGAAGGAAAGGCAGAGAGACCAGGGGAGGUCUGACGACACCAUCCCAGCUUGCCCUGCACCUAUUUUAAAUGCACAGAUUGACACAUGCAUGCACACAGUCUGGCUUUGAAUCACUGGAGGAACAUCAAGAUUUAUAACCAAGCUGUCACUCUGCAAGACAUGUCUGCAACUUCUCCUGCCAGGACAAAAACUUAAAGGAGCUUUGGAAAUAUAGCAUGUGUAAGUGUCUGUGGUGAUAGAAGCAGUAGCUUUCAAUGCUGGAGGUCCAAUGUGAGGAUGGAUGACACAGGCUAACAAUGUUCCUAACCACUUUCUGAUCCAGCUUUAAAAGGGAACAUCCAGCCUAACAAGGAAGAAGCAGCAGCUAAAGAUACUAGAACCUAAUUCACCUGCCACCUUGACCCCAGGCUUUUAUGAUGCUGUGGUACAACUUUGGCCACCAUAUGCUCUCUCUGGCAGCAUUUCUGGUGAUUGUGAGCUGCGGAGGAGGGGAGCAACGGAGAGGGACGGAAACCAGCAGCACAGGUGGCAGCAGCAGUAGUGGUAGCAGUAGCAGCAGCAGUAGUAGUGGAGGAAGUGGUAACAGUAACAGCAACAGACGCUAUCAUAAGAUCCAGCAUGGCCAGUGCACCUACACGUUCAUCCUACCUGAGGGAGAGGGAGCCAGAGGAGGCUCCUGCAGGGAAGCGAAAGCUGGUGGCCCGCAGCACAACGCCAACUCUCUCCAGAGAGAUGCUCCGCCACCUGAGCCUGAGUUUCCCAGCCAGAAGAUCCAGCAGCUCGAGCACAUUAUGGAGAAUUAUACCCAGUGGCUACAGAAGAUUGAGAACUACAUCAAAGAGAGCAUGAGGACAGAGAUGGCUCAACUGCAGCAGAACGCUGUCCACAACCACACAGCAGCCAUGUUGGAAAUGGGCACCAACCUUCUUUCUCAGACGGCUGAACAGACGCGCAAGCUAACUGAUGUUGAGACACAGGUUCUGAACCAGACAUCCAGGCUUGAGAUCCAGCUGCUGGAAAAUUCACUUUCCACUAACAAGUUGGAGAAAGACUUAAUGGUCCAGACCAAUGAGAUCAGCAAGCUGCAUGAAAAGAACAGCCUCAUGGAGCAGAAGAUGUUAGAAAUGGAGAUGCGACACCGUGAAGAGCUGGAGACACUGAAGCAGGAGAAGGGCAGUCUCCAGGUCCUGGUGGGGAGGCAGAGCAGUGUUAUCGGGGAGCUAGAAGCCCAGCUGAGCCGGGCCACAGGAAACAGCACAGCCCUGCAGAGACAGCAGCGGGAGAUGAUGGAUACCGUCCACAACCUGCUCAACCUCUGCUCCCAAGAUGGAGUUGUGCCUAAUAGCACAAAGGUCGCAGAUGAAGAGAAGAAAUUCCGCGACUGUGCCGACCUCUACCAGGCUGGCUUUCAUAAAAAUGGAGUCUACACCAUCCAGAUCAACCCGCAGGAGACCAAAAAGGUGUAUUGCAACAUGGAAACAGCUGGUGGUGGAUGGACGGUCAUCCAGCGCAGAGAAGAUGGCAGUGUGGACUUCCAGAGAACGUGGAAGGAGUACAAGAUGGGUUUUGGCAGCUUGUCUGCAGAGCACUGGUUAGGGAACGAGUAUGUUUACCAUUUGACCAGCCAGAGGCAGAAUGCCCUCCGUGUAGAGCUGACAGAUUGGGACGCACACCAGGCCUUCUCACUAUAUGACCGCUUCCAAAUCGGCAGUGAGAAACAAAACUACAGGCUGUUCCUGAAAAGCCACAGUGGGACUGCAGGCAGACAGAGCAGUCUCGUAAUCCACGGAGCAGACUUCAGCACCAAGGACAUGGACAAUGACAACUGCAUGUGCAAGUGUGCCCUCAUGCUCACUGGUGGUUGGUGGUUUGAUGCCUGUGGCCCGUCCAACCUUAACGGCAUGUACUUUACCCAAGGACAACAUGUAGGGAAGUUAAACGGUAUCAAGUGGCACUACUUUAAGGGCCCCAGCUACUCGCUACGAGCCACGGUCAUGAUGAUCCGCCCUCUGGACUUCUCCUAGUCUUUUGAAGUUUAAACUUCAAAACGGCCAUGUAGCACAUUAGAGGGACCCUCCCUAUUUUAUCCUCUUGUCUCAUCUCAUUUCGCUAGACCUGGGAGUCAUCCAAUUAAUCUUUUUUUUUUUUUUUUUUUAUUCAACCUGGUCCUUCGGUUGGGGCUUCCCCAGAGUAACAGCUAUUGCUGUUCUGCUGUUGCCUCAUAACCUUUCCCCUCAAUGAACUGAAGAGCAGCCAUGAAGAGGAAGAAAGACAGAUUCACCUGAACUGAUUUCAGUUCACAAGCAGAUUCACAAACUUGACGUUAUUUAGGGACAAAUGCUUUCAGGUGGAUUAUGUUACUUUUUCAAACAUGAUGUCAAACCACAAUUAUUUCCAUUUUCCUGGGGACCUGCGUUGUAAUAAUAUGGAGGACUUGAACUAUUCUGAAUGGUAAGCAGCUAUCACAGAGCAGCACUGACUCCUUAAACUGCAGAACAGAACUUAUCUGGAACGCUCUAAGGAGACGAAUGAGAGAUUUUGCUUUUUUAUUAAAAUGUUGCUAACAACACAGCCCAUAAAUAUUAUGAAUGUAUUAUAUAUUGUGUUUUUUUUUUGUAUUUUUUGUUAUCCCAACUCUAUACGAUAUUGAACGUGAGAUGAAAUUGUUUUUUGUACUGUACAGUGUAUGCUGAAUUUCUAUCUGCAUUAUGUGUAAACAUACUCCGUUUUAAAGUAACCUUGAAAUUCAAGUAAUGAGAUGGUAAUAGUUACAAGGGUCACUUGCUGGCAGUUACACACUAGCUGUCUUGAGAGAGUGUGAUUAUUUUUAGAGUUCAUAUGUGAGGUUAUUAUUGGAUUAGAUUCUGGACUGAGAUCCUUUUGCCUUUUUGUUAUUGGCUGAAAAACGACUAAUACGUGCCAAGGUUUAGAUUGUGAGUGAUCACGUUGCUUUCUGCUGAAUAUGAAAAACAAGGACAUUAAUACAGAUGCGUAUAAUUAGUAAAAAUUAGUGAGAUAUAUAUAUAUAUAUAUAUAUAUAUAUAUAUAUAUAUAUAUAUCUCAAUUACAGCUGUGUGCACAUUGGGGAUUAGAAUAUAGUUUGCAUAUAAAACAAGUAAUGUGUAUUUUUUUUUUUUAAAUACACAGAUAUAUAUAGUAUAUUCCUGAGUGUCAUGAUGGAAGUACCACGUCAUGAUGCCUACAUAUUCACAAAAAUGUUAAUGCUUAUAUUAAGCUGGUGUCCCACAUGUACGAAGUUCACAAAGAAUGAGGUCAAAGUUCAUAUUACUGAAUAGUAUUUGUAUCUAUAAAGGACGUUGUAAGACUGUUCCUAAUCUCUUACCUUAUGACAAAUAGCAGAUCAUUAAGACAAGUUGCAUCCAAAAUGUUUUUCACAGACAUCAACAUGACGGCCUCAGAAUCCAGCCAGUUUCUGUUUCUCAUCAACGCAGCUUUGAAAAAAAAAAGGAGCUGGAGUUGGAAUAUGAAGAAUGAAAUUAAUGAUUCCACCAAGUGAACCGUGUGAACACAUAUUUCAUAACUUCCAGAUUUAUAACAACAGAAUCUACUGUGGAGUAUUUACUAAAGGUAAAGUACAUGUGGCGAGAAGACAACGUGUAUCUGGAUCUUGUAAAACUACAAUCGACAUGUUUAUUAACAUACUAAAAUUGUAUAAUUUAAUGUGUGUGUGUACGUAUAGAGCAGCUUUCCUGAGGAAAGCUAUUCUUUAGUUUGUUUUUCCUCUGCCAGAUCUACAAUGGUGUUUUGAAGUUGAGCAUAAAACAUAGAAGUUAAGAUAAUAACCCUGGAGAAAUGUGCCUUUGAUAACUCUGCUUUUACCUCAUUCAAUUCCAGAUUUGCAGAUUUAUUUAAACAUCUUUUGUAACAUGUGGUCAGUGUUGUGUUGCUAGAUUAAAUAAAAGAGAAUUUUUUUUCAA